CUGGUAUCCACGCUAAGGCUAUCUUAAACAACCCGAGUACAUAUGAGAUUUUGAAGCCCGAGGAUUUCGGUAUGACGCGAUAUGUUUCAAUUGGGCAUCGUUUAACAGGAUGGAAUGCGGUCAAAAAUCGAGUGGAGCAAUUGGGGCUUAGUUUAAACGACGACCAAGUUAAGAAGAUUACUGCAAAGAUUAAGGAAUUAGCAGAUAUUCGUCCACAAAGUAUGGAAGAUGUCGAUAAUUUAUUGAGAGAUUUUCAUUAUGCUGUUGCUUCUGGAGAUGAAUCUCGUGUUAAAACUGUUUUAUCUGCUCCCAUGGCAAUUUAA
Acaulospora morrowiae is the source of this 323-nucleotide messenger RNA. The record is from the annotation of a GenBank genome assembly. Lineage: Eukaryota; Fungi; Glomeromycota; Glomeromycetes; Diversisporales; Acaulosporaceae.